Messenger RNA from Cladophialophora carrionii CBS 160.54, 4530 nucleotides. RefSeq lists its product as uncharacterized. The coding region runs from base 1 to 4530 and encodes 1509 amino acids. Gene Ontology annotation, molecular function: transcription coregulator activity. The record is from RefSeq and is a predicted model, not a curated record. Gene Ontology annotation, biological process: regulation of transcription by RNA polymerase II. The transcript has a single exon. Lineage: Eukaryota; Fungi; Ascomycota; Eurotiomycetes; Chaetothyriales; Herpotrichiellaceae. Gene Ontology annotation, cellular component: mediator complex.
AUGAAUCCGAACCAGUUCCAGAAUAUGGCGGGAAUGGGUCGAGGCAUGCCCAACAACAUGCAGCAACAGAUGGCCAUGGCGAAUCAGAUGGGCGGUCAAAUGGCGGCUCAAAUGGGUGGCCAGAUGGGCCAGAUGAAUCUCAUGGGUGGGCACAUGGGUGGGGGCAUGGGCAGACCGAUGCCUCCCCAGGCGGCCGGACAGAUGAGCCUCAACCAUCCCUCGGUGCAGCAGUAUAUCUUCGACCAGCUCAAUUCUCAAGGUCCUUUUGCGGGCUGGCAGGCUAACGUCCACAUCCGUGAACGAGCCGGCCAGAUCAAGUUGCUUGUCGACUCCCUACGCCUGGUGAGGCCGCCGGUCGAGCUUACCCGUGCGAUAGAGGUCGCCCUCCAGUUCGAGCGGAAGUGCUUCACUCAGUCUUUAAGCCGAGAAGACUAUGUCCGCGAGUGCAGUGAGAAAUUGGGUCGAAUCCGUGACCAGCGUGCGCAGCAGAUGAACCAGUCUGCUGCUGGUGUCAUGCAAGGCAUGCAGGGCAUGCAAAUCCCCAACCAGAACUUCAUGCCCCAGAUGCAAGCGAAUCAGCAAAUGCAAAAUGGCAUGGGCCUGCCACCGCACCUCCAGCAACAAAUGCAGCAGGGAAUGCGCAGCUCGCCUGUCUUCAACCAGCCUCAGCCCAUGAUGAAUCAAGCCCAGCCUGCGGCAACUCCAAAUCAGGCAAUGGCUAACAUGAUGCCGGGUAACAACCAGCAGAAGCAGACCCAGCUACCUGAAUUGACUCCGGAAGACAACAAAGCCAUCAAUCUUCGCGCGGCAGAGCUGGCUAAAAGCACUGCCAAGGAGGAGAUGCGGAACAUCGUCGAAAAGAUGAACCCCCAACUGCGGCAGAACCUCGCUCAGAAGGCCGUCGAUCCUAUAAUCUACUACUUCCGGAUGCUUGCGACUAAAGAGUUCCGCAGGCGUAAACAGAUGGAGGCAGGCAUGGGCGGUGGCCAAAUGGGACAGAUGCAAAAUCAGUCAACCCAGAAUCCAAUGGCUCAGGGCAUGACCGCGAAUGCAAACCCGUUGAUGAAUGAUAUGGGCCGCUUCCAGGAGCAGCAGGCUGGGGGGUUGAGGUCUCAGGAAACCGGCGAGCUGGUGGUCCCAGCCAGCAGUACUCCCGGCAUGAUGUCAGAACAGAUGCGUCUUCAGCAACAGAUGUUGGCGCAGCAGCGGAUGGGCCAGCAGAACCAAGCUAAUAACAUGAAUCCGGCUUUCAUUGCCCAACAGCAGCGCAUACAACAAGCGCAGGCAACAAAGAUGCACCAGGCUCAACUACAGGCACAGAACCAAGCACAGGCUCAAGCUCGUGCUCAAGCCGCCGCCGCCGCUGCCCAGCGUGGUCAGAUGCAAGGCAUGCAAGGCUCCAACACACCACUCUCCGCCAUCAACCGACCCGUCAAUCCUAAUGUCUCUGGAGCCAGUCCACAGACAAUUCCUCGCCCCGGCUCAGGAACCCCUAUGAUGAACCAGCAGAUGCAGCAGAUGAACAACGCGGCGCAGCAAGGCCAAAGCCAGCAGCAACUCCAGCUCAACAUGCAGGAGAUGCAGAAGCGCGAGCAAGCCCUGGCCAGUUUUCCUGCACCUCUCCAGGCUCUUCUUCGACAAAAGCCGCAGAGCGAGUGGCGUGCCGUGCUGCAACAAUUCCAACAAAGUGGUCAGAUGAGAAGAAGCCUUUCGCAACAAACACCGGGAAUGCAACCAGGGCAGCCGCCACAACAAGGGCCGAUGGCACAUUUGCAGAAUGGGGCGUUUGUGGGUGGUGCGAAUGCCGGUGCACAGCCUAUGACGCAGUCGCUCUCAGCGGGAGCAGGUUCACAGCAAGGUCAAGACAUGAGCGGCCUCGCGCCAGUAAACCAGGCACAGGCACAGCAAAACGCCCAGGAGAUGAUGAGGCAACGUCAAAUCCAAAUGCAACAGCAACAAAAGCAACAGCAACAGCAGGGACAGCCCCAACAGGGACUUCCCAAUGUUCCGAGUCAAUCUCAGCCGCGUCAGCAGUUGACCGCGCCCCAAAUGAAGUUGAUGGACCAGCAAGGAGUGCCGCCUACGGUUUUGAAUAGUAUUCGGCAGAAAGCGGCUCUGCCUGAGGUCAAGACGUGGUAUCAGCUGAAGAACUGGUUGCUCGCAAAUCCGAUUGAAAACUGGCCUGUGGCUCAUGUGUUGGACAUUCAAGCUACACAUUUCCAGCAUAUCAUGAAAAAUCGAACCCAGAACCUGCAACAGCAACAGCAAGUCCAGCAGCAAAAACAGCAGCAGCAGCCUCCAAAUAACACGAUGGUCAACCAAGCGCCAAUUCCACAGUCGCAGCAGAGACCACAGGCUCCUAUGCCAGGUAUCCCUGGUCAGGCUCCAGGGCUGUCUCCAGGGCAGAUCCCUUUCAGAUCUCCAUCUGCUGAGGACAUCGCGAAAGUGCGCGCUGCUAACCCGAGGGUUGCCAACAUGCCGGACGAACAAAUCAGAGCUCUGCUCAUUACCAGGCAUCGGCAAAUGCAACAAAAGGCGAUGCAACAAGCUGGUCAGCAGGGCAUGCCUCCGCAGAUGCAGUUCAUGCCACCGCAAGCGGGCCAACCCAAUCCGCCUGGCCAGCAAUUUGGGAUGCAAGUGCCGGGGCAAAAUCAAGUGCCACAAUUGAAUAUGCAGGGCCAGCAGCACUCUCGGCCACCGUCUGGCCAAGCACCAGGACAGCCUCGACCAUCGCAAGUUCCCUUACAACCGGAGAACAAAGCACUAAAACGACCCAGCGACGAUGAUGUGAUUGAAAUGCCAAAUCAAAACGCUCAAGCUCAGCCACAAGCGCCUGGAAACAGGCCGUCGGCUUUCCAAGCUCUUACCAAGGAGCAGUUCAGUGCGCUGGAUCCUCAAAAGAAACAGCAAUACAUGAACAUGCAGCGUCAACAUGCUCAGCAAGCCAUCGCAAAGAGGAUUAUUGAACUCCAAAGGGAGGUUCAAGCCACCAUGCCAAAGCCCCGACCGAUCACCAACAUGGAUGCGAACAGCAGGAAACGAAUCACGGAUCUACUGAUGUCUAAUAAUGUUAAGAACAUGCUCGGUCGAUUUGAAUCCUUCCUUCUAGCAUUCUUCCGUAUGAAGCAGGAUGAAGCUACAAUCAAGCAGUUGAUUCUGCAAAGAAUGCAGCUACACCAGCAAUACAAACAGGUCGCGCUGCAAAACAAGAUUUUUGAGCCAGCAGACCACUUCAGUAUAACUGCUGAUAAUGCAGAAGCCAUUGUCAGUAACAUUACCACGAAAUUCCAACAGACGGCAGCGCAGAUACCCAACAACAAAGGGCCACAACGACCAGCCCAACUCACCCCUGAGAAUCUCAGUUUGCUGGAGGCACAAGAAAAAGAACGAAAGCUGUCUCUUAAGACAAACCAAGCUCCACCUGCUCCAACAUCCACUCAACCUCCCUUUCAGAUUGGCGAUCCAAGAGGGCAAGGCACGCCGAGAUACGCGACCCCAGGGCUCAAGCAAGAGGAUCUCAAGCUCCCUACUGACACCAAGAGGCGGAAAAAGAAUCAGCAGCAGACUCCGGCUGCUCCCACUCCUGUUGCCACGUCUCCGCAAGCAACCAAGACACUCAAGCCGGCUGAAAUGUUUAAAUGCCCCGUCAAUGGUUGCGAGCACCAACUCAAAGGAUUUGCCACUCAAGGAGAACUCGACCAACAUCACAAUGUUGCCCACAAGCUCGAUAUGGAGCCUGUCACGGAUCCUCUUGCCUUCCUCCACGAAUCCCUGCGUACCGCGUUCAACCUGGAUGAGAACCUGAAGCAAAUCAAGAAGCCAAAGACAGAAGGCAAAGCCGGAGGUGCGAGCAACAUUAAGAAUGAAAACUCGGCAGCCACUCCGGUGCCCAUGUCUAAGGUUCCCAGCCAGGGCGCAUCGGGCCCCAUAUCUGCUCAAGGCGGCGACGUGAAGAUGGAGGAUGCCGACGGUCCUUGGAGCCACAGUAACAUUACACUCGAUCAACUUCGCAUUGCGUUUGGUGGCGAUGACUGGGACGAACUCUUCCCUUCCGACGACAGGGUCUACGAGCAGCAGUCUAAGUUCUACGAAGCUUACCGGAAUACAAGCGAGCGGUGGCGGAAGAUAGUGGAGGGUCCUAAUGGCGCAUUGACCGACACGUCCACUGAAAAGUCUAAAAGCCCCGAGGUUGCGAGCGACAAGGAAGGGUCGGCGACAGCCGCUGUUGGUGGAAGCGAGGCCAAGGAAGGUUCGCAGGACAAAGGCAAAGGCGAAGACGAUUCGUGGCAUAUCAAUCUCGACCGCAUCGAAGGUCUCGACCUCAGCGGUUUUGACGAGUUGUCCCCAUUCGAAAACAUUGGUGAUCGCGACAUCAUAAUGGGCGAUUCUCCUUUUGAGUCUGUCGAGAAGCCGCAGUUGACGACUGGGGAGCUGCAUUUCCAGGCUAUGGGCGGCGACCUUCACCAUCCGGAAACCUGGACGGAGGAACAGAAAUCGCUGGCGGAGUUCCUGAUCGACAGCAAUGUGUGA